This is a messenger RNA of Carlito syrichta (Philippine tarsier), 2305 nucleotides long. It is a transcript of the gene HIF3A, whose product is annotated as hypoxia inducible factor 3 alpha subunit. The record is from RefSeq and is a predicted model, not a curated record. Bases 43 to 2052 code for a protein of 669 amino acids. The transcript is spliced from 15 exons. NCBI's taxonomy places the organism in Eukaryota, Metazoa, Chordata, Mammalia, Primates, Tarsiidae. Gene Ontology annotation, biological process: regulation of transcription by RNA polymerase II; cellular response to hypoxia. Gene Ontology annotation, molecular function: DNA-binding transcription factor activity, RNA polymerase II-specific; RNA polymerase II transcription regulatory region sequence-specific DNA binding; protein dimerization activity.
GCUCGGGGCCUCUGAGGGCUCCGCAGCCGCGACGCGCGAGCCAUGGCGCUGGGGCUGCAGCGCGCAAGGUCGAGCACGGAGCUGCGCAAGGAAAAGUCCCGGGACGCGGCCCGCAGCCGGCGCAGCCAGGAGACCGAGGUGCUGUACCAGCUGGCGCACACGCUGCCCUUCGCGCGCGGCGUCAGCGCCCACCUGGACAAAGCCUCCAUCAUGCGCCUCACCAUCAGCUACCUGCGCAUGCACCGCCUCUGCGCCGCAGGGGAGUGGAACCAGGUGGGAGCAGGGGGAGAACCACUGGAUGCCUGCUACCUGAAGGCUCUGGAGGGCUUCGUCAUGGUGCUCACCGCCGAGGGAGACAUGGCUUACCUGUCGGAGAAUGUCAGCAAGCACCUGGGCCUCAGUCAGCUAGAGCUCAUCGGACACAGCAUCUUUGAUUUCAUCCACCCCUGUGACCAAGAGGAGCUCCAAGAUGCCCUGACCCCCCGGCAGAGCCUGUCCAAGAAGAAACCAGAAGCCCCCACUGAGCGAUGCUUCUCCUUACGCAUGAAAAGUACCCUCACCAGCCGCGGGCGCACCCUCAACCUCAAGGCGGCCACCUGGAAGGUGCUGCAUUGCUCUGGACAUAUGAGAGUCUACAAGCCCCCUGCACAGACUUCCCCAGCAGGGAGUCCCAACUUGGAGCCGCCCCUGCAAUGCCUGGUGCUCAUCUGUGAAGCCAUCCCACACCCGGGCAGCCUGGAGCCCCCGCUGGGCCGGGGGGCUUUCCUCAGCCGCCACAGCCUGGACAUGAAGUUCACCUACUGUGACGAGAGGAUCGCAGAGGUCGCAGGCUACAGUCCCGAUGACCUGAUUGGCUGUUCCGCCUAUGAGUACAUUCACGCUCUGGACUCGGAUGCCGUCAGCAAGAGCAUCCACACUUUGCUGAGCAAGGGCCAGGCAGUCACGGGGCAGUAUCGCUUCCUGGCCCGGAGUGGUGGCUACCUGUGGACCCAGACCCAGGCCACAGUGGUGUCAGGGGGCCGGGGUCCCCAGUCGGAGAGUAUCGUCUGUGUCCACUUCCUGAUUAGCCGGGUGGAAGAGACCGGAGUGGUGCUGUCCCUGGAGCAAACAGAGCGGCACUCCCGCAGACCCGUUCAGCGGGGCACCCCCUCUCAGAAGGACGCCCCUAACCCUGGAGACAGCCUUGACGCCCCUGGUCCCCGGAUCCUUGCCUUCCUGCACCCCCCUGCCCUGAGCGAGGCCGCCCUGGCUGCUGACCCCCGCCGUUUCUGUAGCCCUGACCUCCGCUGUCUCCUGGCGCCCAUCCUGGAUGGGGUUUCCGUAGCUGCCACCCCCAGCACACCACCGGCCACACGGCACCCCCAGAGUCCUCUCCCGGCUGAUCUCCCAGAUGAACUACCUGUGGGCAUGGAGAAUGCACACAGACUCUUUGCCCCCGGGAAGGACCUUGAGGCAGUAAAGACAGAUCUAGCGAUAGCUCAGGACGUCGAUGCCCUGGAUCUGGAGAUGCUGGCCCCCUACAUCUCCAUGGAUGAUGACUUCCAGCUCAACUCCAGCGAGCAGCUACCCAGGGCCUACCACAGACCUCUGGGGGCCGUCCCCCGGCCCCGUGCUCGGAGCUUCCACGGCCUGCCACCCCCCACCCCUGAGCCCUCCCUACUGCCCCGCUGGGGGAGUGACCCCCGGCUGAGCUGCUCCAGCCCUUCCAGAGGGAACCCCUCAGCAUCCUCCACCAUGGCUGGGGCUCGGAAGAGGGCCCUGGCCCAGAGCUCAGAGGGCGAGGACGAGGGAGUGGAACUGCUGGGGGUGAGACCCCCCAAACGGUCCGCCAACCCAGAACCCGAAAGCUUUCUGCUGUUUCCCCUCAGUCUGAGCUUCCUUCUGACGGGAGGACCAGCCCCAGGGAGCCAGCAGGACCCCAGAUCCUCUCUUCUGGACCUAAAUGAGCCCCUGGGCCUGGGCCCCUCACUGCUCUCUCUCUACCCGAAUGAGGAUACUGCCCAAUCCAGGGGCCACUUCCAGCCAGCAACAGGCUUGGCCCAGGCCAACUGAGCCAGCCCACCUGUCUUCUCCCCCAGAAAGGACCUCAACCACACUCCAAGCCAGCAGCCAACGCACAGGACGGGGGCACCGGGAGAGUGCCCCCUGCCCACCUUGGGCCUACCUCACCCCUCACCCCUCUGCCUGCUCCCAGUCUGGGGGAUCUUUGGGGUGGCCUCAGCUCAGUGACCUCUGGGGGCAGUCCCUGGCCCCCCCCUUCUCUCAGGACUUCCCUUGGGGUUCUCAAUACUUGGUUACCUCAUUA